Molecule: messenger RNA, 2467 nt
Organism: Meloidogyne enterolobii
Lineage: Eukaryota; Metazoa; Nematoda; Chromadorea; Rhabditida; Meloidogynidae
Source: the annotation of a GenBank genome assembly
UUUUUGAUUAAUGUCUGCAGAAAAACCUCACUUAUAAAUACACCCUUGAGAAUAAAAAUUUCGUCGCUUAUAAUGAGAUGUCGCUUAAAUAGAGGGUAUAUGUUAGACAGUUCCCCAACUCACAAUCAGUUGGCUACCAAAUUUUUAAAAAAUGUCUCUAAAAUAGAGGCGUACCCAGUAUUGGGAGUAUCUUAUAGAGAGAUUUCUGGAAAAUUUUGGGUGUAACUUAUAAUGAGAUGUCUUGAAUAGAGGGUAUUAUCCCCCCCCCCCCCCCCAAUGGCCAACCAAAAAUUUUUUUAAAAAAUCUUUUAAAUAGAGGUGUGCCUAAUAUUGGGCGUAUAUUGUAGAGAGGGUCUAAGAUUGGGGUUUACCUUAUAAUGGGGUGUCUCUUAAAUAGAGGGUAUCCCUUCCCUUUGGCCAACCAAAAAUUUUAAAGAGCGUAUAUUACAUAGAGGUGUGCCUAAUAUUGAGAGUAUAUUAUAGUGAGGGUUCCAAGGAAAUUGAGGGUGUACCUUAUAAUGGGGUGUUUCUUAAAUUGAGGGUGUAUUUAUAAGUGAGGUCCGGCAUAUUUUUAAUUUUUUUUCAGAAGUCAUUGAAAAAUGACUAUAAAUUAUUUAUCUCAAAUAAUUGGUUCAGAAGAGGAUGCUUUGCGUUUACUUGUUGCAAUUUUGGCUUGUUAUCCUUUAGCUAUUAUUUACCGAACAUUUAUUUAUAAAUUACCCGAAAGAUUUCAACAUGCAUUUUUUGUGGUUACUGGUAUUUUGCUUUAUUUGUUUUUUUGUGGUGUAGCCAUCAUCCACACAAUUUUUUCAAUAAUUAUUGCCUAUUUAAUUGUCAAUUUAAUUCCUGGAACUGCUCUUUCUGUUGCUGCUGCACAUAUUUUCUUUUUAGGGCAUUUAUUAAUUGGUAUUUGGUUUGUGGAAUCUUCAACUUAUGACAUUACAUGGACUACACCUUUUUGUAUUUUGACGUUAAAAAUGACUGCUUUAGUUAUGGAUGUAUAUGAUGGACAUUUACAGAAAAAAUCAGAGCAGCAACAAUCAAAAACAGCAAUAACGGACAAACCAAAUUUGUUGGAAAUUGCAGCUUUUGUUUUCUUCUUUAGUGGAACGCUUACUGGCCCUCAUUUUUCUUUAAAACGCUUUAGAGAAUUUGUUAAGGGGGAUUAUUUGGAUAAAGAAAGGAAUGAAGUUAGGCAAUCCAGUAUAAUGGCAAGUCUUCAACGUUUUGUUGUUGGUGUAUUUUUUGCUGUUUUGUAUAAAUGGGGGACUGUUUGGGUGCCUGACAGUUAUUUUAAUUCUCCAGAAUUUUUGUCCCUUCCAUUAUUUUGGAAAAUAGUUUGGAAUACAAUUUGGUUUAAAUCAACAAUGUAUCGUUAUUGUGUUGCUUGGCUUUUAACAGAGGGAAGUUCAAUUUUGAGUGGAAUUUCUUAUAAUGGAAAAGAUUUAAAUGGGGAUGAUAAAUGGAAUGGAACUAGAAAUAUUAAUAUUAUUAAAUGGGAAUUGGGAAGUGAUUUUCAAUCGGUUAUUGACUCUUUUAAUUGUUGUACUAAUGAAUUUGCUAAAAAGUUGGGUUUUCAAAUUUUAUUUGGGGGGAAGGGGAGGUGUAGUAUAAUGGCAAGUCUUCAACGUUUUGUUGUUGGUGUAUUUUUUGCUGUUUUGUAUAAAUGGGGGACUGUUUGGGUGCCUGACAGUUAUUUUAAUUCUCCAGAAUUUUUGUCGCUUCCAUUAUUUUGGAAAAUAGUUUGGAAUACAAUUUGGUUUAAAUCAACAAUGUAUCGUUAUUGUGUUGCUUGGCUUUUAACAGAGGGAAGUUCAAUUUUGUGUGGAAUUUCUUAUAAUGGAAAAGAUUUAAAUGGGGAUGAUAAAUGGAAUGGAACUAGAAAUAUUAAUAUUAUUAAAUGGGAAUUGGGAAGUGAUUUUCAAUCGGUUAUUGACUCUUUUAAUUGUUGUACUAAUGAAUUUGCUAAAAACCAUAUAUUCAAACGACUUAAAUGGCUAGGCAAUAAAUAUUAUAGCCAUUUAAUUACACUUUUAUAUUUGGCUGUUUGGCAUGGAUAUCAUUUGGGUUAUUUUAUGUUAUUUGCUUUUGAAUUUAUGUGUAUGGUGGCACAAGAACAGUUAUAUACAUUUAUUGCUUUUGGCCCUCCCCAAUUUCGUCAUUUAAUUAAUCUUUGGUGGGCAAAACCUCUUUGUUGGUUAUUUGGACGUUUAAAUAUUUGUGUUUCUAUGGCUUUUGCUUUUUUGACUUUUGGACUUGUUAAAAAGGAAAUUUGGAUUACUCCAUUAAAAUCAAUGUAUUUUUAUGGUUAUAUAAUUUAUUUUAUUGUCUGGCCAACUUUCUUUACCUUUGUAUUGCGCCCAUUAAUUAAAAAACCAAAAAUUUUAAAAGAAGAACAAAAUGGUAUUAAUGAAGAAAAGAAGGAAAAAUGAAAAAAAUUGGUGGUAGAUUUUAAAAUAUUUUUUAA